Paracoccidioides lutzii Pb01 is the source of this 231-nucleotide messenger RNA. RefSeq lists its product as hypothetical. The transcript has 2 exons. The record is from RefSeq and is a predicted model, not a curated record. The coding region runs from base 1 to 231 and encodes 76 amino acids.
AUGGCGUCGACUAGCACCUGGAUAGCCCCAAACUACGAAACUCACAUGGAAAAAUUGGCGCCUCCAAGGAGAGUCAGGGCUCCAACUCUGCCACCGCUGACUCGGAUCGGGCUAUCACCGAACUAUGGCUCGAAUGCGACUAAGCUCAAUUGUGACUCUGGCGAGCUGGACUGGGCUCCAGAAAGCCCCGAACAACCUAACUUGAAGGAUCCAAUCAGUGGCAAUCGCUGA